AAUCCAUGAGUUACUUAAGGUUGACGCAAGCCCGUUUCGGGAGUUUACCAAAGUCUUGGGUCUUCUUCCUACUGACUAACUAAUCAAUGCUGUACUUCUCACCUGGUCAACCAAAAAGUAUAUCGACUCUGCUGACGAAGGGGGCUGCAUGUCUGAGAUAGCCUUACGCCAAACGAUGCAGAGGCGUUUGACUUGACCGUGUAUUUUGCAUUGGAUAGCAUCCAAUGAAUGGCAUGAUUAUAGGACAAGCCUCCCUCCCUGAUCAAACUUAUCGUCUGCCUUUUAAGUCCUCAUGUCCCCCUGAGCCGCUUCUUCCUUGUCCUAUACUUCAACAUUCAUAUUAUUUCUUCGGUUACGAUAUUCUCGACUCUAUUGGUCCGGCAGUCAACAUCGGAACAUUAUCACGACAAUCUGGUGCAACAUAAACGAAUAUCGAUAGACAAAAAAAAAUAAUAACACCCUGUCACAAUAAAUAGCCUCCGUCGAUCAUCUCGAAACUCCACAUCAGCGACCAUGUUCGAGGUUCAACAUAACCACCACGGACAAGAGUUCAAGCGCUUCUUUCACCAUGGUCGAAGCUCAAUGUCUGCCAUUGAGGACAGGAGGGCAGAAGAGUUUAGGAGACAUGUCUGGGCGGUUACUAUGAUUGAUGAGGAUCCAUUGGCGGGGAGUGGGAAGACGAAGAAGAACCGCCAAUCGAUUGACCUUGUGUGAGUAAAAGAGUUUCUUUUAUUAUUAUUCGUCACCUGUUUUACAGUCAGCUAUACUCAACAUCCCAUUCCUAUACCACGCAACAACAUAAUGCAUUGUCUGUUUUAUAAGCCCCUUCUUUUGUAUUCUUCUCCCUCUCUUCACCCCUUGGAAAGUUCCAAAGUCAAGCCCAUGGAAGACAUCCGGAGAAAAGAACAAGAACGCCUCAUCUCGUCCAACCCCUAAACCUGGCGUCCUAGUGUCUUGGUCUUGGUGUUGGCCGCAUGCGACUCCCGCUCUAGCGCAUUCAGCUCCAACGAGGCUCUCACAUCUCGAUGUUUUUUUUAAAUUACAUGUCCACAUUUUCCCCUGCGUGGCGCUUCAAGCUCCCUGUCUACCGCAAAGGCACAGCCGAAAACGUCUUUCUGCCUACGUCAGAUCUUUAUCCUAAGAGGCCAAUUAUGCCUAGUCUAGGCAUUUGCGUGUACCAUGGGGAAGUGGUGUGAUUCUAGGACUUUUUUUUCCCUUCCUUAGCACCCAUGUUGAAUCAUAUACUUGCGGUUUCCGUUGACUCGCGGAGGUUGUUGGUCGUUGCUUUCGAACACAUGUUUUUCUAAUACUAAUAACUUAAUUCCUGGUAUAGCCGUCCUGGUUCAAACAAACUGAGAUCCAAGAGAGCUUCCGCAUAUGCUGGAUCACCGCCAGUAACAAAGCCCAAUGGCAAGCAGCACAAGAACCAGCUCAAGCUUGACACUCCUGCAACUAUGAAGGACCCUACGAUUACUGUCCGGCCAGUUCACCCGUCGUCUUUUGGCUCACCAAAAGAUCUGUCUUCAGUUCAAGAAAACGCUAUCAACGCUUUCCUUGCAAACACUGAGUCUCCAAGGAGCAAACAAGACAACUUUGCUCCAACAGCGUAUCCUCGACCUACAUAUGCUGUUCUCGAAACUCCCCUGGCAGAUCCUACAAGUGCGAGGCCAAAUGCCGCCCUUAACCGUCCUCGAAAACUUUCCAACAACUCAGUUACGACUGCAUCGUCCUUUCAAUCUCGAGAAAGCAUCAUCUCAGCAAGACGGACCCCUUCUUGGGGAAGUAGAACGAGUAUGGAAACGAACGAAUCGACAUCUCAAUGGCGACCUGAGUAUAUGUAUCAACGGCCAAUGCCCAUCAAGAAACUGGCUUCUUCACGAGCUCCCCUUCAACCGAAUGAGCUCUUUGCCAGAUUGCCCUCAGAGAUCCUCUCAAAUAUCCUGGAGCAAUUAAGAGACAUUCACCUGGAGGAUAAAAGCGGGAGCUGUGCAACUUGUUGGAUGCGAGAUGCUUGUAACAUCGCAGUGGCUUGCCGCAAGUGGUACAGGCCCGCUCAAAUAGCACUAUACCAAAAUAUCCAACUCGUGGGUCCAGACUCAGCAACUCUCAAGAAGAAAUUCAAGAUGACACAGGGCGUCCGUGUCCUGAUGCUUCGGCGCAUACUCCGCUCUAAUCCUCACAUCGCCGGAAUCGUCCGCGCACUUAAAGUUCCGGCCCCUGAAUUUGUCGCCAAAGGCUCCGGAACUGCCGAGUAUGAGGAUCUUGUUGCGACGCUCGUCAUGGCGUGCCCCAAUCUCGAGAGUCUCACUGGUUUGUCGGUUCCGUACGACCACUCCUUCAAGAAGAUCUUCCAUGCGUUAUCAACAAGACCUAUGUUAAGAGAAAUGAACUGGCUUGUACAAGCUUCACCCCAUCAGAGACAACAGAGAAUCCAAUCGAGUACUCAGCAGCUUGGUUUGGUAAUGCCUGGAGAGCUCAAGCCCUUCCAGGAAGCUGCCUUUUUGGCAUAUCAUGAUAAUUGGUCUCGCCUGGAAACCUUUACUGUGCAUUGUCUCCCAGGAGCUACCGUCACGCCCGAGAACCUUCUCACAUCAACACUCAAGCGUCUUCCGAACCUCAAACAUCUUCAUCUCUGUAACCUACCGCCCAAUAGCUUCGACGACUCAACUCUCCUCGCUUUGCCGCCUCUACACUCCUUGACGUUGUCUCACAUCAGCGGUAUAACCUCGAGCGGGCUAUCAUCAUUCGCAACGCAGUCCUCCAGCCUUCCUCUGCGUAGGCUUACUCUUCGACACACACCUCUCACGUCUCUCGCUGCUCUAGCGCGCAUCUUGUCUAAUUUGAGAAACUUGCUCAACUUUUCUCUGGUUCAGACUUUCCCACCCGUCAUGCCGGAAAACGAUAGCUUCGCACUCUGGAUGAUGCCAUAUCUUGCAAACAACAGUGUGCAGUGUCUCCACUGGGAUAUCACCAGCCAUGCUACCUGCGUCAAUGCAGCGGAUGAUAUUCUCGCUCGCAGUAUCUCUGCAGGAGGAUUUCCAGCUUUGAAGACACUUCGAGCACUUAACGACCCAGACGGCAUCUUUCAGGAUCUGUGCUACCCCGUCGAGAGAAUUGAUCUUCCUUCUGAUCGAUUCCGAACCUCUGAGCAACCAGAGAGCUCAUCACCUUUUGCAUUUCCUCCGAGCUCGGCAAGCCCUAUGUCUCCCACACGCCUGUUCAAAUCUAACAACUCACCUCUCGCUUCUCCACGGACCCCGAUAUCUCCAUUUGGCGACACACGCCGCCCUUACACAAGCCUUCAUACCGCACGGCUUGCCGCCCAAACCCGUCUCGAAGCAGCACGUUCCCGGCCAAAAUUCACCGUUAAUGUAGUAGAUGAGGACGGAACUAUCACUGAGACUUUCUCCAUGGCUGGAUUCAUUGGUACGGCUGGAAGCCCUAUCAAGUACCACCUUCUUCCUGACCGGGGUACUACAGACGAAAAAGGCGGUCUUAUUGAUGUGAGAGAUUUAGAUAGCGAUGCUGGUGAGAGUCUCAUCGGUGGGAGGGAAGGAUGCACUGGACGCUGGAAUAUGCGUGAUGGCAUCGUGGCGGAUAAGAAGGAGAAAGAAAGAUGGUGGCAUACAGAGAGAGGUCGGUGGACCAAAGUCACUCUCUGAGGGUUCUCACCUGAAAAUAUACCAUAAUUCUUGGGGAGAUAAUAGUAUGGUUACGAUUUACGGCCGGCACGUAUAUGGAACUGGAACGGCAUGGCACGAUGUAUAUCUGGAAAGUCCCAAGGUUCAGGGAUAUCAUUACAUGGCGUUCUCGCUUAGAUUGGUAAACAAGACUGGGCUCAUAAUAUAGGCACAUAUCAAAAACAUAUGAAUAAAAAAAAGAGAAUGCCAAAUGACAUUCAGCCAUUGUGCAAAAUUCACAUA
Fusarium odoratissimum NRRL 54006 is the source of this 3923-nucleotide messenger RNA. RefSeq lists its product as uncharacterized. The transcript is spliced from 2 exons. NCBI's taxonomy places the organism in Eukaryota, Fungi, Ascomycota, Sordariomycetes, Hypocreales, Nectriaceae. The record is from RefSeq and is a predicted model, not a curated record. Bases 1455 to 3662 code for a protein of 735 amino acids.